Messenger RNA from Harpia harpyja (harpy eagle), 2326 nucleotides. RefSeq lists its product as uncharacterized. Lineage: Eukaryota; Metazoa; Chordata; Aves; Accipitriformes; Accipitridae. The coding region runs from base 364 to 1284 and encodes 306 amino acids. The transcript has 10 exons. The record is from RefSeq and is a predicted model, not a curated record.
AGUCAUCCUGUUUGAAGGGGUGGGUGGCACAGGUGAGUUUCUGGUUUCUUGUACCUGUAGUCUGCCUGCCAGCUCCAGAAAGUGCUGCCUGCUGCUGUGCUUCCAGUCUGAUGUUGUGGAUGCUGCCUGCCAGACACUGCUGCUGCCUCUUGGGCUGCCCUUGAAGAAGGCAAACUUACCAAUACUUAAUCAGCCAGCAAGGAUAUUCAACUGAAACCGAUGUGGAAGACAUAAGUCUAAAAGAUCUUUCAGUGAAGAUAUACUAGAAAGAUAAGGUUGAGCGGCGGAUACUCCCCAGCACUGGUGGUAGCUGAACUACAGGUGUAAGACGCUGCCAAAAAGCCUGUGUAGAUCCUUGGUAAAAUGGAUGCUAUACACAAGCUGAAGAUUUUGGUGAUGUUUCUGUCUCUGGCUACGUUCACGGUCAUGGUGAUACUGAAUGCUGGAAAUGCCACUGGGAUACUCAAAGGUCUGUUCAGGACAACCCCUGGAAACAUCUCGGAGAAGUACAACACUGACUUCACACCAGCUGGCUGGACUUUCCUCAUCUGGAAUGUCAUCUAUGCCUGGCAGCUUGCCUGGCUUCUCUACGCCUUGUCAGGGAUCUGUCGAAGGAAUGAACUUGGAUGUGUCUACAUAAAGCCAGACUUGCUGCCAAUACCUCUUUAUGUGGCGUGGAUUCUGAAUAAUGGCCUCAAUGUUGGUUGGCUGUUUCUGUGGGACCGAGAAUACCUCCUACCAGCCCUGGUGUUCCUGGCAGCUCUCACUUUUACCACGUGUGCCUCCCUCUUCAUUUCACACCAAGCCUUGAGCAUCCAUUCCUCGUGGCUUGUGAAGGGUCACAAAGCUGAGCUCUGGCUCAUCCGCAUCCUAGUCCAGAAUGGGCUGGCACUGUAUGCAACAUGGACCACCAUUGCCACUCUGCUGAACUUUGCCAUUGUGUUGAUCUACAAGUGGAAUGUGUCCAAUGAGACAGCAACAACUGCUUCUCUAAGCAUCCUUGCUCUUGACCUAGUAAUAUGGUUUUAUCUAGAAAACUUCGUUCUUGACAAGUAUGUCCGCUAUAACCUUACAGUCUACCCAGUGCUGAUAAUAGCUCUGACUGGCAGUGCAUGCAAGAACUUCUCGUUUUCAUCCCCGACAACAAACAGCAUUUUCAUAGUUGUUCUGCUGGCAGUGACUUGCUUGAUCUUUGCUGUUCGGCUGGGACUAGUCACAUGGAGACACUGUAAGAGACCACUGGAAGCACCAGAAACCACAGCCCCAUCAGGCACAGUGGCCUGAGACCUCUGGCAUGUUGUGGCAGAUCCUUUAAAAGGAGAAAAGAGAAUUGGGCAUCUGCUGGUCCUUCCUUCCUGUAUCAAUUGCCUUGUGCUCUUCUGUAACUAUUGCUUUCCAUUCCAAAUGCGGAUGGCUUGUGUCUGCAAACCUGUCCUGCUCCCACAUUCCCUCAGAUCAGCUACUUAGAGCCCCACCUUGAAUCUGCAUGCUCCUUCAUUUGGUUUGACUCUGAAUCAGUGCGGGAAAAGGUCCUUCAGCUGAACAGCCCUGUAUACCUUUGUGAUGACUGAGCUGUGACUCUCUGCUCCUGCCAAUGCAAUGAGGGCUGUUGACAGGCACUUGGCAGGCUCACACAGACAGUUGUUCAUAUUCUUUCCUCGGUAGUUCAUUUUUCUUAAAGUGUAGCAUUAAGUGAACUGUCCCUGGGAGUCAAGGUGAGCAGUGGGAGGUCUGUCAUUCCUUUGGCCAUUCAGUGCUGGGUGUCUGCAAGCCCCAGUGGUGUGAGCAGAUCUCCUGCAGGCAGCGACUGCUCCUCUCCCUCCUCCUCUUCAUGAUGGGAACAGAUAUUACAACUUGAGAGAUCUACCUUUGUGGUGUCAGCUCUGAUGUUUGAUAUCGAAGGGGGGGGAGGAGGAGUGACUGAAUACUUCUGCAAGCCUUCAUCCUAUUGCAGCCUGUUGUAGCUCUAGAAACCAAAGAUGCAUUCACUUUUCAGCAUCCAGUAGGAUAUCUGGGUCUCUGCUCUGGUUUUUCCUGACUUUCUCAGUUAAGUCAGUCACUAUGUCAGUGUCUCUGUCUGUGGACCCACAAUAACAGCAGAUUUGUGCUGUUCCUGCUCUGCCUGUAAGACAGAUGAGAUGGUGUGGUGGGUUGCCUUUCCCUGAGCUGUGCUGAGCCAGCAGUGCCCAGUUUGUGCUGGCUGGAUGCCUCCUGCUGGAGCGUGGUUUGUAGCCACUCUGGCAAGAGGUUAGAUGUACAGAUGAGAUGAUACCUGAUCUGGGGUAAAGCCUGCUGCUUCAAAGGAAGCCUUUUUAGAGAAAAAAAA